Cavia porcellus (domestic guinea pig) is the source of this 3225-nucleotide messenger RNA. RefSeq names its product solute carrier family 6 member 8 (gene Slc6a8). The record is from RefSeq and is a predicted model, not a curated record. Gene Ontology annotation, cellular component: plasma membrane. The coding region runs from base 679 to 2586 and encodes 635 amino acids. Gene Ontology annotation, molecular function: gamma-aminobutyric acid:sodium:chloride symporter activity; creatine:sodium symporter activity. NCBI's taxonomy places the organism in Eukaryota, Metazoa, Chordata, Mammalia, Rodentia, Caviidae. Gene Ontology annotation, biological process: sodium ion transmembrane transport; neurotransmitter transport. The transcript has 13 exons.
AGCCGGUCGUGCUGGGGAGGAGAGGGACAGCCUGAGCGCAGUGGCAAGUCGUUGAGUCCGCUGCGGCCCUGAGAGCGGCUGAAGCCGCCGCCGCCGCCGCCACCACUACCAGAGCCACCACUGCCCACUGCUGGAGCCACCGGAGCCACCGGAGCCACCAGAGCCGCAGGCGCGCAGCACAGCCGCCUGGGCCCAGGCCGGGGCGGGGGGCAGGGGGCGAGGGCCGAAGGCCCCUGCUCCCGCCGCCGCUUGCACACAGCGGGCGCCCAAUGCCACCGGCGCCCCGCUAGGCUGAGCCUCGGGCAAAGCAAACCGCCUCUGCCACCGCCGCCGCUGCGGUUGCCACCCGAGUCGCGGGCAGCAGCCUCGGGAGCCGCCGCCACCGCCCGGCCGGGCCCCGCCACAGCCCGCGCGCCCCCGGGCCCCCGACACACAUGAGAUUCUUCAGGCUCACUUUCAAGUGCUUCGUGGACUGCUUCUGACUGCGCCCCCGUCCCACACCCCACCCGCCCGCCGCCCCGUUCCCCGGCCCGGCCGUCCCCGAGGCCCCCGGGUGGCCCGAGCCUUCGGGGUUCUCCCCCGGGUGCCGCCGGCGCCCCCAGUAGCCUGCCCGCCCCCCACAAGGCGCCGCCACCCGGGCCGCCCCAGCACCCCCGGCCCAGCCGGCCCUCCUGGGCCAUGGCGAAGAAGAGCACGGAGAACGGCAUCUACAGCGUGUCCGGCGACGAGAAGAAGGGUCCCCUCAUCGCGCCCGGGCCAGAUGGGGCCCCGGCCAAGGGCGAUGGCCCCGCCAGCCUGGGGGCGACAGGCGGCGGCCUGGCUGUGCCGCCACGGGAGACCUGGACCCGCCAGAUGGACUUUAUCAUGUCAUGCGUGGGCUUCGCUGUGGGCCUGGGCAAUGUGUGGCGCUUUCCCUACCUGUGCUACAAGAAUGGUGGAGGCGUGUUCCUUAUUCCCUAUGUCCUGAUCGCCCUGAUCGGAGGGAUCCCCAUUUUCUUCCUGGAGAUCUCGCUGGGCCAGUUCAUGAAGGCCGGCAGCAUCAACGUCUGGAACAUCUGUCCCGUCUUCAAAGGCCUGGGCUAUGCCUCCAUGGUGAUCGUCUUCUACUGCAACACCUACUACAUCAUGGUGCUGGCCUGGGGCUUCUACUACUUGGUCAAGUCUUUCACCACCACCCUGCCCUGGGCCACAUGUGGCCACACCUGGAACACUCGGGACUGCGUGGAGAUAUUCCGCCAUGAAGACUGUGCCAAUGCCAGCCUGGCCAACCUAACAUGUGACCAGCUUGCUGACCGCCGGUCCCCUGUCAUCGAGUUCUGGGAGAACAAAGUGUUGCGGCUCUCAGCUGGGCUGGAGGUGCCCGGGGACCUCAACUGGGAGGUGACCCUGUGUCUGCUGGCCUGCUGGGUGCUGGUCUACUUCUGCGUGUGGAAGGGGGUCAAGUCGACAGGGAAGAUCGUGUACUUCACUGCUACAUUCCCCUACGUGGUCCUCGUUGUGCUGCUGGUGCGCGGGGUGCUGCUGCCCGGAGCCUUGGACGGCAUCAUCUUCUAUCUUAAGCCGGACUGGUCCAAGCUGGGGUCCCCUCAGGUAUGGAUAGACGCCGGGACCCAGAUUUUCUUUUCUUAUGCCAUUGGCCUGGGGGCGCUCACAGCUCUGGGCAGCUACAACCGCUUCAACAACAACUGCUACAAGGACGCCAUCAUCCUGGCACUCAUCAACAGCGGGACCAGCUUCUUUGCUGGCUUCGUGGUCUUCUCCAUCCUGGGCUUCAUGGCGACAGAGCAGGGCGUGCACAUCUCCAAGGUGGCGGAGUCAGGGCCCGGCUUGGCCUUCAUUGCCUAUCCCCGGGCCGUCACGCUGAUGCCUGUGGCCCCGCUCUGGGCUGCCCUGUUCUUCUUCAUGCUGCUGCUGCUCGGGCUCGACAGCCAGUUUGUAGGUGUGGAAGGCUUCAUCACCGGACUGCUCGACCUCCUCCCGGCCUCCUACUACUUCCGUUUCCAAAGGGAGAUCUCCGUGGCCCUCUGUUGUGCCCUCUGCUUCGUCAUUGACCUCUCCAUGGUGACUGACGGUGGGAUGUACGUCUUCCAGCUAUUCGACUACUAUUCCGCCAGUGGCACCACACUACUGUGGCAGGCCUUUUGGGAGUGCGUGGUGGUGGCCUGGGUAUACGGAGCUGACCGCUUCAUGGACGACAUCGCCUGCAUGAUUGGGUACCGGCCUUGCCCCUGGAUGAAAUGGUGCUGGUCCUUCUUCACGCCGCUGGUCUGCAUGGGCAUCUUCAUCUUCAAUGUGGUAUACUACAAGCCACUGGUCUACAACAAUACCUACGUGUACCCAUGGUGGGGCGAGGCCAUAGGCUGGGCCUUCGCGCUCUCGUCCAUGCUGUGUGUGCCCCUGCACCUGCUGGGCUGCCUCCUCCGGGCCAAGGGAACCAUGGCCGAGCGCUGGCAGCACCUGACCCAGCCAGUCUGGGGCCUCCACCACCUGGAGUACCGAGCUCAGGAUGCGGACGUCAGGGGCCUGACCACCCUGACCCCAGUGUCUGAAAGCAGCAAGGUUGUCGUGGUGGAGAGUGUCAUGUGACAGCCACCCCAGUUCACAUCACCAGCUCCCCCUCUGGUAGCCAUAGCAGCCCCUGCUUGAGCCCCAGCCACCCCUUGGGGGGGCCUGCCUUUCCCUGCCACUCCGGGGGCUGCCAGGGGUGGGGGAGGGGAGGGUGCACCAUGAGUGCUAACUAAAACAACUUUUUCCAUUUUUAAUAAAACGCCAAAAAUAUCACAACCCACCAAAAAUAGAUGCCUCUCCUCCCCACCCUAGCCAAGCUGGUCCCCUCCCCCACUGCUCCCUCCUCACCAGGCCCACCUCAGAGGCUCUGUUCUGUGACACCUCAGGUGGCCUCUUCUUUAGGCAGCAGCAGUGGCAGCUUGGGGAAGAGGAGGGGGCAGGGGAGGGGACAGCAGGAAGAAGCCAGUGCUUCCGCUGGACCAGUCCCCGCUCCCUAUGGCUGUUCUAAGCUUCGAGAGGCUGCCAGCAACUGGCGAGGACAGAACCCGGAACUUGUGGCUCCCACGGCCAUGGCCAUCGCCACCUCCCCUCCACGUGCUCUCGGGUACAGGACGCAUAUAUCUCCGUCUCUUAACGAAGGCCAAUAUCAGAUGUAAACGGUGCCUCUGGCAAAGGAGGCUUGUAUUUUGCACAUUUUAUAAAAACUUGAGUGUGAGA